Molecule: messenger RNA, 1020 nt
Organism: Caenorhabditis briggsae
Lineage: Eukaryota; Metazoa; Nematoda; Chromadorea; Rhabditida; Rhabditidae
Gene: Cbr-sos-1
Product: Protein CBR-SOS-1
Exons: 5
Coding region: 1-1020 (339 amino acids)
Molecular function (GO): protein heterodimerization activity; guanyl-nucleotide exchange factor activity
Source: RefSeq, a predicted model, not a curated record
AUGAGCAUCUCCGCUGCUGACACUGUGUCGUUGACGAGUCGACGAACCAUCUCGACCAGCAAGCAUUGGGCGGCGAUUUUCGAUGAGAGAAUUUAUCAGAUCUGCAACAUUGCUCAUCCUGGCCUCCCCAUUGACUUCGAUGCCGUCGAACACAUCCGUUAUUUUCUUCAGAGUAUCGUCUUUGAGCUCAUCGAGACACGUGCCACAAGUGUCGCCGAAGUGGACAAGACGGCCGAAAAGCUGUUCGGUUACGGCUUAAAUACCAUUUGCAAGGAUGCCUGGGACAACAUGCACCAGCAGCUCCAGCACAAACACAAAUAUCAGAAGACGUUGAAGACGGCGUUGGAAAGUCAGCACAGGCUGGCAGCGGUGAUUAAGGGUCUCGACACGAAAUCAUGGAAAAUAGGUUUUUUGGCCGAAUUCGAAGAAUUCGUUGCAGAAGAAACGGAACAUGCCGCCGCGGCGGCGGCGACGUCUUCCAAUCGCCAGACGUACGAAUCGGUAGCCGUUGAUUUUUUGCGCGACGAGCGUCGCUUCAUUCGCGAACUGAACCGAAUCAACGUGUUUCGCCGACGCAUCGAAUCGAUUGCCACCUCGGAGAGUGAUAAGACGAUAGUCGCGAACCUAUUCGGCAAUCUACACGAGAUUCAUGACCUCGCGUUGAAAAUCGAACGAACUUUGGAAGACGCGAUCGAGUUGAACGAUACGCAAUGCAUUGGAAUGGGCAUUUGGGAGUAUGGAGAGGCGUAUGAGUUCGAUACGUACACAUUCUAUAUUAAGAGGGAUGGGAGUGAGAUGAAUGAGUCUAGACAUGCUACUUAUGUGAUUAAUGAUACUAUCAAGGCGCUUCUGGAGAGUGAACGAUUCUCGAAAUUGUUCAUGAAAUCUGGAGAGCAUUCUAGCUCCUUGGAUGGACAGAGUUUUCGGCUGGCUGUGCAAUAUGUGCUUCCUCAAUUACUUCAUAUUCCAAUUUUCCAUAUUUAUCAAUAUCAUGAAUAUAUCAAUGUGAGUUUUGAUUAA